Paramuricea clavata is the source of this 6142-nucleotide messenger RNA. The record is from the annotation of a GenBank genome assembly. NCBI's taxonomy places the organism in Eukaryota, Metazoa, Cnidaria, Anthozoa, Malacalcyonacea, Plexauridae.
AGAGUACAUGUGACAGGCAAGUUUUAAUUUGGGAAAGGAGAAAAUACGAGUGUAAUAAUGAUAAAAUAUUAUCGUUUUCCUGGCCUAUCAGCAUGUUCACAUCAAGAGAGUUUAUCAAAGUUGCAAAAGGUCUCGGCACGUGUGUCAUGGCUAGCUACAGAGACAUGUUUCUACAUUGAACUCAACCAAGGAUAUCAGUUGUUAAUUCAAGACGAGAAAAAACUCUUGUGGAUUUUAACUCUUCCUUUUGACGAGAAAAACAUAUCGAAGAACUCUUUUCUUGAUGAUAAAUUAGCGCAAGAACCUGGACGUCAAUAUGUUGCUUUGGAAAUUGGACCAAGAUUAAAUUUCUCCACAGCUUGGUCCACCAAUGCAGUGUCAAUUUGUCAUUCUGUUGGUUUGGUUCAAGUCAAACGUAUUGAAGAAUCCUUGAGAUAUUUAGUAGGAAUUGAUGAUGGUGAUGAUACUACUGCACCUAUUGAUUAUAAUGCAGAGCUUAGCGAGUCGCUAGCCAGUGUUUUAUAUGAUAAAAUGACACAGUGUACUUACAAACAGCCUUUAGAAGGUUUUGAUGUUGAUAUUAAACCUGACCAAUGGUUUGAAGUCGAUGUUCUUUCCAAAGGAAGGUCGGCACUUGAAAAAGUCAACAGAGACUUGGGAUUGGCAUUUGAUGACUGGGACUUGGAUUACUACACUAAAUUAUUUUCGGAUUAUCUGAACAGAAACCCAACAAGUGUGGAAUGUUUUGAUUUGGCUCAAUCAAACAGUGAACAUUCAAGACAUUGGUUCUUCAGAGGAAAGAUGGUCAUUGAUGGCGAGGAAAUUCAAGAAUCACUCAUGGAUAUGGUUAAGAAAACUAAUAAACUUUCAAACAACAACAGUGUAAUACGACUGGCUGAUAACAGUAGGUAAGCCUGGUUUCCAUAUGGUCGUAACAGUCUUUCUCAACAGCCAACUCAACAACCGACUCUUUCGUAAGAGUCACAAUCUUUCUCAACAGCCAACAUACAAAAGUUUAGAACUGAAAAUAGGCAGAGUGAUUAUAAAUCGAUAAUACUUGAUUAUAUCUGGUUUACAGGUAGAAACAGUUAUAAUCUGGUCGUUGAGAAAAAUUGUGACUCUAUCUUUAUGACUGUUUAAAGGCGGUUUUCCACUAGGCGAAAUUUUUCGACCGAAUCGAAAUUUUUCUUUGUUUCAUGAACUCUCAAGCAGAACUAAUUGUAAAAAGACAAAGAGAAAUUUCGUUUCGGUCGAAAAAUUCCGCCUCGUGGAAUCAGGCCUUUAUACGACCAUAUGGUCCCAUCUGCAUUCCAUGUAGGCCACGCCUAAGAUCUCCAGCAUGAGUCAUGAUUCACUUCAAGAUUGCUGUUCAAUACCAAAAAUAUGGUCAGAACUUUUCCUGGUGUUAUGGUGUAUAGUUGCCUAGCCACCGGCCUCUAAGUAGUUUAUAUGCCAGCAGUUUCUUGAUCUUUGUGUCAUUAAAUUGUCAGGCUAUCAGUUAUUAUAUAUGUCUAAAAAGUUUAUAUUUUUAAACUAAUGCUAAUUCAGGUGAGAAUUACAAAAUAUAAAUAAAGCCAAGACUAAGGCCCAUCCACACAUACACAUUCUGGGAUUCUGCGGGCAAAAAUAGCAAAUUCUGCAAAAAUUUUUAGGUCAAUUCUGUGGCCAAGAUGGCAAAUUCUGAGGCCAAAAUGAGAAAUUCUGCAGACAAAACAGUGGCGGAAACUUUGCAAAAUAUUGGAAGUGCCAAAGGCACAAGAUUUCUAGGGGGUAUGGAGGAAUGCUCCCUCAGAAAAUUUUUAAAUGGAUCCCUGAAAUGGCAUUUACAGCAUUCUGAGAGCACAUUUUGUAAGAAAUUUCAGGUUUUCAAAAUAUUAAUUUAAUGGUGUAUUUUGUUAUAAAUCAUAUGCUAAGCAUAAAAAAAUGGCAUUUCAGAGAAAAGAUUCUAGAUGAGGCAUAAAAAAAACUUUUCCGGUUUCAUAUCGUGAAAAAAUUAGGGUCGGUAGGUCAGAAAUAAAUUAUUUUUUAAAAUAUUUUUUUCAUGGUUUUGGCGUUUUUUUGCUGGGCGAUUUGCAGUAUAGUCCCGACAUCAAUAUUAACUAGAGAUGCGUAUUUCCUAUGGACGAAUUUAGGCAAUUUGGUUCAAUAAUUAGUGUGACAACAGAUGCCAUUUUGGCACGCUGUAUGAGCAGCCCGAAACCACCUGGAGAAAAUCAGUCAAUUGCGUUGAAAAAGUAAUAGGGUCGGCAGAAAAAUAGGGUCGGUCGGGAACCGGAACCACAGGUAUUUUUUUUUACGCCUGAUUAAUACAUUUGUGAAUGGGAUUGCAAGGUGGUUUUAUUAAAUCUUUCUCGACAAAUCCCGCGCAUCGUCAGCUUCUAGAAGCUGACGACUUUGUGUGUUCAUAUCUUCAGUUCAGUGCAAGCUAUGAAGACAAUAAUACCACCAUUCGCUUCAGUGAAACAAUAUCAACUAAUUCCUCAUGAUAGUUUGUCAUUGCCAACAUUGUAGCAAUUUAUGGCCUUUGAAAGUCAAGGGAGACAUCCUUAUUGGCCAGGUAUAGCGUGUGGCCCGCAUGUUACAUUUUUCAAAAUGAAAGCUAGCAAAAAUUAUUGAGGCAAUCGCCCCCCUGCCACACCCCCCCCCCUAGUUUCCGCCACUGAGACGAAAUUAGAUGUGUCUAGGCAAAAUAUCACUAUCUACCGCUAUAAACAGUAAUUGUAGGGUCAUUUCAAUUUAGAUAGUAAGAAAUAUAUUAGAAAGUCAAAUAAAAGUUCUCAGUCGGUGUCACAAGGAAUCUGACAUAUUUAAUAUACAGUGAGUCCCAGGGGUGGAAAAAGUAUUGGACCACAGGACCAUUGGUGCCAAAGCAUGUUAUUAAAGACAAGCAAGAAACGAGCUUCAAAACAAUAGUUUAGGGAGAAGAAAUCGACUGAAAUCUUGCCGAAUUAUGGUUAUUUCAAUACGUGCUGAUCGCGAUAAUGGACGUCAGAGUUUGUGGUUUUUAAUAUUCUUUCAAAAAUUCAAACGGGUAAAGGACAAGUCAAAAUAAAGUAUGGUUUUAUCUCGUCAACAUAUUUGAAGAGUUCAGGACUUCUAUACCCACUGAAACAAAUUUUGUUUGUCGAGCAGUUUAUCGUAUAUAACUGCAUACUAUUUUGCGCUUCUUGUAUAGUAAAUUAUAGUGAAGCGUCGACGAUUUACAGAUUUUUUCAAGGACAACCGCAAAUAUCAAAUAAGUUUUCACAAAUAUCAAAUAAUUUUUGAUUUGUAAUGUUCCUGAACAUUUGUUUAACUAAGGGUUAAUUUCGCAUUUCAAGAAUGUCCACUCCUUUUAUGGUUUACUUCAACAAUAACAUUUUCGCAGUUUGCAUAAUAAUAUUAUAGGUAAAUUUUAUAAAAGAGAUUAGGCAACAGGAGUAUUGCGAAAUCGCGUGUCGCGUAUUUCUGGCCAUGUUUUGAGCUCCCAGAAAAUAUUUCCCUAAGAACAAAAAAGAUUAUUGCAAAAAUUUAGAUACUGUAAAAGGAGAAAUUCAGUGUGGGGAAAAUUCUAACCAAUAGAAAGAAUGUUACCUGUACUGUAGGUAUGACAUCAUUAACCUGACUUUCAAAAUUUUCUGGGGGAGCAUGGAUCCCCUGAUAUAGUGCUGACUAGUAGUGCCCUUUUUUGGCAUCUGUUAGGAUCAGACCCUUGAUUAGUUUACUUUUAUGUUAUAUUCCUAAAAGUAUUAUUACGAUUCUCAGUGCACUGAGAUAAAAUUUCUCUGUUAAAAUAUUGCAUGACAUUCAGUUUGACAAUUUAUCAGUGUUACACAGUUACAGUCGGUGUCCAAGUGUCUAUUUACUUGAUUAUUAAUUUGCAGAACAUUUCCAAUGUUCUCUUGCGGUUGUAGAAAGUAAAAUAUUUUGAGUCGCAACAUAAAACAAAACAGCAGACCGUACGUCAUCGACGUGAAAACUGUAAUUACUCGUUUGAGUGCCGUCCCCAUCGACGUUGACGUGGAUAAGCGUGCGGCUCUUAAUCGAAGUACUGUGUGACAGUAAGUUCGAGAAGCCGAAAUAGAAACAAUCACUGUGCGUGGGUUUUUGCUAACAUUUUGCCACUGCCAAUGUUUUUAAAUUGUAUUUAUCCACGGUCAUGGAAGACUGAAUUGUCAUCAAAAAUUAUCAAACUUUUUUCAUGAACCAAACUCCAAAGGUACAGAUCGUAAGUGACAUUGUGUGAACCGGAAGUGCAGUUGCAGGAAUAUUACUAGAAGUUCAAAGAUUAAAAUGCUAAUAAAUGUUAGUGGCUAGUGAAAUGGUGAAUAUCAAUGAAAGUUCCACUUUGAAGGAAAUCUCCGUUCGUAACGUAAAUUUUACAAAAACAUUUUGUAUUAGAUCACACAAAUGUAUCUUCUUGUGAAUUUAAGGGGAAAAUAAAAAGAAAUUACUUUACCAAAGUUUAAAUUCCGCGAUUUAAACUGAAUUCCUCCACGGAAUUCCGCGAUAUUUGGGCGGAAUUCCAAAAUGCCUGCACGUAUGUGGAUAUUUUUGAAAACGGAGGUUUUUUCUCCGUUUUGGCCUUGCGUCCACACGUAAACGGCAUUUUCGGCAACCGAAAACAGAGGUUUUCGAAAACACUCCAGAGUGGAUCCUUUUGAAAACGCCGUUUACGUGUGGACGGACGAAAACAGAGGUUUUCGAAAACGACAAUGUUGAUGAUCGUGUCCAGUAUAUAGCGGCACACGUUUUGUAUCUGUUUUCGUGAUGGCUGACCAAAACUGUAUGGUUAUUUUACUUGGGCUGAUUUCAAGUCUAAUAGCAUUCAGCUGCAUGUUACUAUAGGCCGUUGGCCAAAAUUAUUUCGCCUGGGGAAUAGAUUUUCUGUGGUUCAAUGCAUAGUACCAUAGAUGCUCAAUUACCACAAAAAGUUCCCAAGCAAAAAACUUGCCAAACACCGAGAAAAUGGGUGAUCAGUGAUUAUCCUCUAUUACAUUGUAUUACAGCAAGAAAAUGUGAAAUUUUGUAUUCAAUUACAACAAAAAUGAUUUGCAUCAACAGAAAGCUCAGAUGAAACCGCAUAUAAGACUUUUAAACAGUUUUUUGAUGCUUCAAAUAGUCUUUGAGUUAUUGCUGUUUUAAAUGUGAAAAUUGGACCAAAAAUUCGCAAUAAGGACUGGGUACUAGGUCAAAAACGCGUUUUUGACAGCGUAUAACUCGAAAACAAUUUGAGAUAUAAAAAAAACUGCUUAUUUGACUUAUAUGUAGAUUUUUGUAAGCUUUCUGGUGAUGCAAGUCAUUUUUGUUGUAAUUGAAUACAAAAUUUCACAUUUUCUUGCUGUAAUACAAUUUAAUAGAGGAUAAUCACUGAUCACCCAUUUUCUCGGUGUUUGGCAAGUUUUCUCCUUGGGAACUUUUUGUGGUGAUUGAGCAUCUAUGGUACUAUGCAUUGAACUACAGAAAAUCUAUUCUCCAAGGGGUUGCCACGAAAUUGCUUUUCUAAGCACUUUUUCGCACAACGGCCUACUAUGUUAAACCUUCACGGAGACUCUUGCCUUUGCAUUUCUUGAGAUACCUCAGGCUCAGGGUAUCUCUUCUCUCACUCUCGAAGCUUGUACUUGAUGCAGGACUUGAGCUUCUUGAUUCUACUUCUUCUGUAAUGUCGGUAGACUCUAUUCCAGCAUGUAUAGUUGAUGUAGCAGGAGAUCCUCCCCAUAUAGGGAUAUGAUUUUAUCAAAAACUAAGUGCAUAUUCGCUGGACUAGCAGUAAUUAUUGUUAAAAAUUUAUUUUAACAUCAUGGUAAUCUUACAGCAUAGCUGCUAAAAAGGUACAUUUAGAAUUGCUGUAAGCUGAGAGCUGACUAAUCCUUUGCCAUUGGCAUUGGACUAUAUGAUCGCCUUCUUCAGUUCACUUUUUACUGUGCCUGUGGCAAGGUGUUCCAAAGAUCUUACCAAAAUUGGCGAGGUAUUAUACUGUAAAACAUAGCCUGGCCUAGCAAUUAUUCAUAAUUUUAUUCAACCUCUCAUUCAAACAGUGCAAUAAAAGGCUUCAAAGUUCCUGUCAUACUUCCAGUUGAGACGUCUGAAGCAAGUCGCAUUGAAGUUGAAGAAUGCACCAGGCAUAUUAUAUUUACUGCUGAAACUCACAACUUUCCUACAG